UUAAACCUGUUAUUUUAACCCACAUUAAUGUUCAUACAUAGCUAGCGUAGUUCGAGGUAAUUAAUAUACCCGUUAAUAAACGAUACCGUUAAGUGACAAACGCUACAUAACAUUAUAUAUAUAUGUGGUUCAUGUCAUUUAACCAUUACACUUGAUACAGAUUUCGUACAGGUGCUUAAAAUCUUUGAAAAUGUUGAAAUUUUAAUGCUGUGUUUUCAAGGUCUGAAAAGUGCUUGAAUUUUAGUUUAAAUGCUUAAAAGGGCUUAUAAAGUGCUUGAAUUGAAUAGUAAAAUGUGUACGAACCCUGUAAAUAACCCUGACUUAAUUCAGUAUUAAAAUGUGUCAUUAAACAUCAAAACCAUAUUGAGAAGCCAAAGUGGAUAGAUGGACAAAUAAAGCAUUAUUGAUCUAAGGUAUAACAUUAACUAGCAUUGUCUUAUUAACUAAAAUUAAAUAGCUAUUGUUGCUUUAAUCAUUUAUGUUCUCCUGUUCUUACCCUCCUUUCCCCAUCCAGACGAGACCGAUGUACUGCCGCAUCAAUAUGAAUGUUCCAGUUCUCCAAAUAUUUUUUGAUGAUCAUGACACCAGGCGAGAUUUCAGGCUGAGCAGAGAGUCCCUGGCGGUGCUGCUGGACCUUCUCCACCAGGAAAGACGACACGGAUGGGGUGCCACAAUAGAGACCUUGGUCUUUCUCUUCUGGCUGGCGAGUGGGACAUCAUACAGGGUGGUCUCAAGGGCGUUUGGGAUGCCUCGCUCCACUGUUCACCGCAUCGUUCAUCGAGUUACUGAGGAGGUGGUGGCCAUUCGCCACAGGGUUAUCUACCUCCCCAAGACCGCUGACGACCUGGCGGCAGUAACUCAGGGGUUUGCAGGGCUGGCAAGACACAGAGCUUUUCUAAAAGCUGCUGGAGCAAUCGACGGCUGCCAUGUCAGGAUCAAGCCACCAAGCGGCCCUGAUGGUCAAUGCUAUAGGAAUCGCAAACUAUUUGCAUCUAUAAUUCUGCAAGCACUUUGUGACCAUCAGGGCCGCUUCAUCGACACGUACGUGGGCUGGCCGGGGUCGGUGCACGACUCCAGGGUACUCCGGCACAGCCCACUGUACAGGCGUGCCAUCUACCCUCCUCCAGGGUACUUCAUCUUGGCAGACGGUGGGUACCCGUGCCUCCAACAUCCACUCCCCCUCAUCACUCCCUACAAGCAGCCGGUACAAGGUGUGGGAGCCCAGCGCUUCAACAGCCAUCAUUCCAGGGCACGCUCCAUCAUAGAGCGUGCCUUUGGGAUGAUGAAGACGAGGUUUAGGGCCAUCUUCCUCCAAGCGCUGGAGGUGCACCACACCUUUGUGCCUCAGGUCAUAACAGCAUGUGCCGUCCUGCACAACAUCUGCCUGGGUGCUGGUGACAUCAUGGCCCCAGAGGAUGAAGUGCAGGACGACAUGCCGGAGGAUGAGGGGGAGAACGGGUUGGAGGCAGUCAGUGGUGCUCCAUGGCGGAACCAGCUGUCUGCAGAGGUGUCUGCCCUGGAGGAGGGUGUCCUCGACCAUGAUUACCUUUAGAGGUGACAUGGCAGCCGUCGAUUGCGUCAGCCCUGCAAACCCCGUUGAUGGACGAUGUGGUGGACAGUGGAGACAUGCAUCCCCCACCCCUGACAUGAUGUCCCACUCACAGCCAGAAGACUCCAGGGUCUUUAUUGUGGCAUCCCAUCCAGUCCAGCAGCACCACCAGGGACUCCUGCUCAGCCAAUAAUUAAACUGUAUAUAUGUUCUCUAUAAAUAGUAAUUUCUGAUCUUUUGUAAAUAGUUGUACAUGUUAAGAAUACCCAAUAGUUAUAGUUAUAAAUGUUCAUAUUGUAUCUUUGUAAAUAUUUGUUAAUCACAGAAAAAAUAAAUUACUUGUGUUGUCACUGAAAAGGAGUUCAAAAGUUUACUUUAGUUGUAAAUAAGAAAUGGAACAGAUAAUGUAACAAGGUUAUAAGAUUUUAAUUUAACUAUAUACAAUAUUUAGAACAGAAAAUGGAACAAGGUUACAAGAUUUUAAUUUAGAACUAUAUACAAUAUUUUUAAUUAACACUUUAAAUAAGAAACACAGAACUUAAUCGAACAGAGAAAAAAAACAUCCAAAAAAAAAAAAAUCACUGUCUGUCAACCAUCCUCUCCAAUAAGCUGAAAAGUCUCUCCAUCCUCUCUCUGCUCUCUCUUUCUCUCCUCUGCCUCCCUCUGCAACCUCAUGUCUUCCCUGAUCAGGUCUAUAAUUUCAUUAUCUCUUCCCCUUCUUCUCUUUCUUUUGCCUGUUGUUGCUGGCCCUGGCUGCCUUUCCUCAUCC
Epinephelus lanceolatus (giant grouper) is the source of this 2318-nucleotide messenger RNA. The record is from RefSeq and is a predicted model, not a curated record. Lineage: Eukaryota; Metazoa; Chordata; Actinopteri; Perciformes; Serranidae.